AUGGCCAGGGAUGUGGUGACACUCCAUCACUCGUGCUUGGAUGCUGGCUUGAUGGAGCAGCUGGUCUUGCUCAAGGCCAACCACCCCUUGCUUGGCUAUCCUGAGCUGCAUGUGGAGGGCAAUAAACCUGAUAAACUGUUGGAGCAUCAACUAAGAAAAGAACGAGAGAAUAGAGCAAUUACCUCCAUAUGGAAUGGGAAAGAAUAUGUCUCAAACACAGAUAAAAUGGUUGAUAAAUUUACGGAAUAUUAUUCUAUAUUAUAUAGAAAAGAAAGAAGGGACCUGGAGGAGAUUUUGCAGUUCCUAGAAAAUUUGCAAAUACCCUCGUUCAUAGACAAACAGAAAGAACUGCUUAAGAAACUGAUCUCAGAAGAGGAAACAAAAGAGCCAGGCGACUUUGUCAUUGGCGGAAUGGUGUCUCAGUAUUCCUAUACUUCUGAUCUUUUAUCUUUCAAAGACCACCCUAAAUUGAAGUUUAUUGAUGAAUCCACGGCAACGCUGAAGAACUACCAGCAGAUUCUGUCUUUUGUAUUUGCUGUGAAGGAAAUCAAGGAGAACCCAAAUAUAUUACCAAACAUCACCAUAGGAUUCCACAUCUAUGACAACUACUUUGAUGCAAGGAUGACAUAUCAAAACACCUUGAACCUACUGUCCACCUGGAAUAGGCCUGUCCCCAACUUCAGCUGUGGCAUUCAGAAGAAGUUGGUAGCUGUCAUUGGAGGACUUGAUUCUGAAACAUCCUUCCAUAUAAUCAACCUUUUAGGCCCUUAUAAGAUUCCACAGGUCACCUACUCCUUCCUUCAAUCAGGGAUGAAUGAUCAAGCUCGGCACCCUUCCAUCUAUCAGAUGAUGCCCAAUGAAGCAUUUCAGUACCGUGGGAUUGUCCAGCUCCUCUUGUAUUUCCACUGGAUAUGGGUGGGCAUCAUUGCAAUGAAUGAUGACAAGGGAAUACACUUCAUGCGCACCUUGACACUAAUGUUUAACCACAAUGGUGUCUGUGUUGCUUUCACUGAAAGAAUACCAACCAUGGCUUCCUUAUUUGACAUUGUGUCUCUCAUGAGGCACGCAGAGAGUAUGUCCAUUCUUCUAAACAAAACCAAUGUCAUUGUCAUAAAUGCUCAUAUUCAUACCAUGUUUGCUAUGACUGGAUUAAUCAAUAUGGCAACAGUAGCAGACAUGAGCAUGGCAACUAUAAGUAAGGUAUGGAUUAUGACAGCUGAAUGGGACUUCACAUCACACACAUCUGUAGCAGAGCUGGAUACACAAGUCUUCCAGGGUGCCUUAUCAUUUGCAAUUCACUCCAAAGAACUGCUGCAAUUCCAACAUUUCCUUCAAAUUCUAAAUCCUCACUAUUCAGAAAGAGAUGGUUUUAUCAGGGGCUUCUGGGAGCAAGCAUUCCAGUGUUCCCUGUCUAAUCCUAAUAUGGAUAAGGAGAAUGGAGAAGGCUGCAGUGGAGCAGAAAAGCUGGAGAACCUGCCCGGGCCAUUCUUUGAAAUGAGAAUGACAGGCCAAAGCUACAGCAUCUACAAUGCUAUCCAUGCCACAGUGCAUGCUUUACAUGCCAUGUACUCCUUUGGACCCCACCACAUGGCAACUGAAGGUGGGAAAAGGCUUGAGCUUCUGAAGUUGCAGCCUUGGCAGCUUCACUCUUUCCUGAGGGGCAUCUCAUUUAACAAUAGUGGUGGAGAGAAGGUGUUUUUCAAUAGGAAUGGUGAACUAACAGCUGGAUUUGACAUUAUCAACUGGGUCACCUUUCCAAACCAAUCUAUUGUACGAGUGAAAGUCGGAGGAAUGGAUCCCCAGGCUCCACAAGGCAAAGAGCUGGCUGUUAAUGAGAAGAUCAUCAAAUGGCACAGCAGAUUUAACCAGGUCCUGCCACUUGCUUUGUGUAAUGACAACUGCCACCCAGGGUACAGUAGAAAAAAGAAGGAAGGAGAGCCAUUUUGUUGCUAUGAUUGUGCUCCAUGUCCAGAUGGGAAGAUUUCAGACCAAAAAGACAUGAAUGACUGUUUCUUGUGCCCAGGAGAAGAAUAUGCAAAUAAGGCUCAUAAUAAGUGCCUUUCAAAGACUAUAACCUUUCUGUCCUAUGAAGAACCCCUUGGGAUCACUUUAGCUUUCUUCGCUUUGUCUUUUGCUCUGAUCUCAACUUUGGUGCUUGGAAUCUUUAUUAAGAACCAAAACACCCCCAUUGUUAGAGCUAACAAUCGGAAUCUCACAUACUCUUUGCUCAUCUCCCUUCUGCUCUGCUUCCUGUGUUCCUUCCUAUUCAUUGGCCAGCCUCAGACAGUGACAUGCCCUUUACGUCAAAUAGCUUUUGGCAUCAGCUUCUCAGUGGCUGUUUCUUCCGUGUUGGCCAAAACCAUCACUGUGAUUCUGGCUUUCAUAGCCACUAAACCAGGAGCCAGAAUAAGGAAAUGGGUGGGGAAAAGACUAACAAACUCACUUGUUCUCUCCUGCUCCUUUAUUCAAGCAGCAAUUUGUACAGUGUGGCUUUGCACUGACCCUCCAUUCCCAGACUUAGAUAUGCACUCUCUGGCUGAAGAAAUCGUAGUGGAAUGUAAUGAAGGGUCACCUAUCCUGUUUCACUGUGUUCUGGGUUACAUGGGAUUCAUGGCUGUUGUCAGCUUCGUUGUGGCGUUCUUUGCUAGAAAGUUGCCCAGUACAUUUAAUGAAGCCAAGUUCAUCACUUUCAGCAUGCUGGUGUUUUGCAGCGUAUGGGUGUCCUUUCUUCCAGCUUACCUAAGCACCGUUGGAAAAUAUAUGGUGGUUGUGGAGAUCUUCUCCAUCUUGGCUUCUAGUGCUGGCCUACUGGGUUGUAUCUUUGCCCCCAAAUGUUAUGUGAUUGUGCUGAGGCCUGAGCUGAACUAUGUUAAGAAAAUAGAUGUUUGGUACAAUUUUACAGAAAAUUUGAUUAAUAUAGAGAAUUUCAAUCGUGUCAGCAGUCUAAAAAUCCGAGGCAUUGGGGAGGAAGUAGGAAAAGAACACCUUCAACAGGAGAUCGAGGCUCUCCUUCUGCAAUUUUUGGGGCUUGAUCCAGAAGAUUCUCUUGAUAUUCGUGAAGUUUACAGAGUGAACUCUAGAUACGCCCGAGACAAGAAGUUGCCAAGCGAUAUUAUGGUAACAUUCAUGAACGGAAGGGACAAAGAGACAAUUUUCCAUGCAGAAAUAAAUUCUCCCUGGGAGUAUGAAGGCAAGCGGAUUGGGAUUUUACCUGAUGCUCCUAUUGAUGCUUUAAGGAAAUGCCGAGUUUUUGACUGUCGUUCUCCAGGAAAGAAGCAUAAAGUAUAG
Molecule: messenger RNA, 3288 nt
Organism: Hemicordylus capensis (graceful crag lizard)
Lineage: Eukaryota; Metazoa; Chordata; Lepidosauria; Squamata; Cordylidae
Product: vomeronasal type-2 receptor 26-like
Exons: 10
Coding region: 1-3288 (1095 amino acids)
Biological process (GO): G protein-coupled receptor signaling pathway
Cellular component (GO): membrane
Molecular function (GO): G protein-coupled receptor activity
Source: RefSeq, a predicted model, not a curated record